GUUUGGGCAUUAGCAUUGCUGUCCUUGAACGCACCCAUGAAAUUGUUUACAAUUUUCAAACGGUUGUUUGGUUAUGGUUUGGUAACCGAAAAUUGUCUAAGCGAAAACCGAAUUCCGAACUUUCUUCAAUUAACCAACAGUGGAUCAAACUAAAUUAAAAUGGUAAUGCUAACUCCUUUGGACAUAGAACUCGUUCUAAACUCCCAUUGUCAACACUCCAAACAAACUCUAAUUACUGUUGCCGAAAACUACUUGGAAAAGUUGCAGCUCCGUCCGAAUUCGAUAAUUUCAAAUUUUGAUAAUUGGAGUCAGGAAGACAAACCUAAAUACGGUCACCUAUUUCAACAUAUUGUCAUAGGAGACGUACCAGAUCCAGUCACAAUUAUUUUGGACUUAAAAAAAUGCAACGUAAAUUGGUUCAUCUACAGCUUGGAUGCAGAUGAAGCCAGUUUGCAUGUCGAAAACGACUCGGAUGGUUGCGAAGUCAACAUGGCAAGUCAUAUAAGUCUACCUUCCAAAAGUCUGUUCCAAUUAUGGGAAAGUCUGUUCUAUGAAAAAAACAUUAAAGGAAAUCUUCUAAAAUAUGCUAGAACAAUGAUGAAAUUUUCAGAUAAAAAGGUUAAUUCUACAUUAGUGAAUUGCAACAAAGUUAUUUUGCUUCAUGGACCGCCUGGAACAGGGAAAACUUCUUUGUGCAAAGCUCUGGCACAAAAGCUUAGUAUACAAAUGAAAAAUUCAUUCCCUACAGGUGGAUGUUUAAUUGAAAUCAACAGUCACAGUUUGUUUUCCAAAUAUUUUUCUGAGAGUGCAAAAUUAGUACAUAAUAUGUUCACAAAAAUCAGAUUGAUAUGUGAAGACAAGAACAUUUUAGUGUGUGUUCUUAUGGACGAAGUAGAAUCGUUGACACGAGCUCGAGAUCAAUGUUCUUCAGGAUCUGAGCCUUCUGACGCAAUAAGAGUAGUCAAUGCAAUGCUGACCCAAAUCGACAAUAUAAAACAAUACCCAAAUGUUCUGAUAUUGGCCACGUCCAAUCUAACCGGAACCAUAGAUUUGGCUUUUGUGGAUCGUGCAGAUGUCAAGGAGUAUUUGGGCCUACCUGGAAUUCCAGCUAUUUAUAAUAUUUACUACUCGAGCAUUACUGAACUGAUAAGGGUCAAUAUAAUCAAAGGUGAUGAUAUUAGCGAUCAGGCAGGUGAUACAGGGGACAGGUUUAGUCAAAGACUAACAAAAAUUUGUGAAAAAAGUAUUGGUUUGAGUGGAAGAUCAUUGAGAAAAAUACCUUUUUUGGCUGAUGCUUUAUUUUUGAAAGGCAACCAACCAGAUGUAUAUGACUUUUUAGAUGCUAUGGAACAAGCUAUCGAGAAAGAACUUUCAGACAGGAAUUAUUUUAUUGCACCUAAGUGAUUUUUUUUAUAUGAAACCUAAUUAUUUUUUCCUAUUUAUUUAUAAUUUAUAUAGCUCUGUUCCAACAGAACUUAUGUGUUCUGGUUUCUACAAAUUACCCCAAGAUAUUUUUUUGAAUAAAUUUUAAAUUUCAACUUAUGCCUCAUUUCCAUUCAGAUCACCUGCUGAUUCUAAUGUGGUAAACUAUGAACAUAUUUAAGCUAUCAUCUUUUAUUAAAUAAAUAUUCUCUAAUAAAUCUUACACAAAAAAAUUAUUAUUCUUCAGCUGCAACUUCCUCCUUGAGCUUUCUAAGUUGUUUAAUUUGAAGACAAGUUCCUCUAAGCCUUAAUUGUACAUUAGCUGCUUGUACGAGCCACUGUACAGCUUGCCUGUAAAGAUUUUGGGCAAGCUGUAAAUGUUGGGGUUGCAUAUAUCCAAACCAUUUUAUUGGGUUGAUGUGGUGUUCGUUGUCCGGUUUUUGGGAUUCUAGAUCCAGUUUUUCAUGUCCGUAUUCGUCUUGGGAAUGAUGAACUACCAAUAGGGCAUCAAAUUCUGGAGUGUUUUCGGUUGGCAGUUGUAUGCUGGAUACACUGUUUUGUCCUAAAAUGUAUCUG
This is a messenger RNA of Ceutorhynchus assimilis (cabbage seed weevil), 1998 nucleotides long. The record is from the annotation of a GenBank genome assembly. Lineage: Eukaryota; Metazoa; Arthropoda; Insecta; Coleoptera; Curculionidae.